CUUUUACUCCGAGCACUCGCGGUCGUCCUCCGUCUUCUCGCUUGUAUCUACACCGCGCAUGUACACACAAGAUGCCGACUAGUAACAUUCAGCCCCCUCUACAGUACGUCGCCAUACCGCCAUGCGCGACGCGUCUCCGGGACACUCCCUCCACGUCUUCCUCCGCACCCACGUCCUCCGCGCGCCCGAUCCCCAAACUGACGACCACGGCCCUCCCACAACCCUCACAAGCGCAACCACCCUCCCUCUUUUCCUCACCCACCUCCGCUUCAUUCUCUCAGGGUCCGCUUUCCCCGUCCAAGCUUGCCUACAGCUCCAUCCCCUCGCUCCUCCUCGCUUCGACGCUCCAGAUCCCUGCCAAUGCCAACAGCGUGCCCGAUUCUGCUGUGCGGACGCGCAAGGGCAGCGUGAAGCUCCUGUCGAUGCGCGACCCGCUCAGUAUCCCGAUUACGACGGUGAACUUCCGGCGCUUCGUGAGCAAGAGCGGACCGGUGUUCUGGUUGCAGGACCGGGUUGAGGAGGUGGUGAUGUGGAGGAAGGGCAACAGGUACACAGCGGUGUGGAUGGGGGUGUACGCGUUUCUCUGCUACUUUCCGCGGCUCGUGCUGCUCCUCCCGCACGCCACUGUGCUCAGCAUUCUACUUGCUACGCAUCCCGCGCUGCGGUCGAACGACAAUCCGGAUGAUGAGUCGAAGCCGGCACCGACUCCGCCACCUACGCAAGUCGGCGAAGGGAGCGUGGACUGGCUCGCCAACGUCCAAGCCAUCCAGAACCUCAUGGGCGUGUUCUCUGACUUUCACGACGGCGUCCUUCCAAUCGUCCCGCACCUCACCCACGCCUCUCCCUACACCCCCAUCGUCCUCACCUUCACGCUCGUCUCCCUGCUCGUCCUCCUCCCUCUUCUCCCACUACUCCCUCUCCCCAACUCACAACCGGUGUUCAAUGCCCUGCGCACGCGGCUUGCCAGGCUGGUCGAUGAUGACAGGUUAGAUGAUAAACACUGGUGUGCUACGCUGCGCGAGGUGGAGCUCUUCGAAAACGAGCGGUCGGCGGCGCCGGCGGGACGUGCGGGCGGCGUAAUGGCGCGCUCCGCAAGCGACGCAGGGGACGAGUCUAAGGCCAGUCUGGCCUCCGAUGUAGGCUGGGCCAAGGCGAACUUGAAGCCAGGCGAGAGGAAGGCGUGGACGCGGGGGCGGGAUGGGUGGAGCGGCGUAGGCGAAGACGGCAGCGGAGACGUCAGCAACCUCACAUUUGCCCUCGAGCCAGGCUGGGCGUUUGUCGAGACGGAGGAUUGGCGGGCGGAUCUGGAAGGCAGCUGGAUUGUGCCUGGGAUGGCCGACAGCAAUGGGUGGGUGUACACGAAUGACGCAUGGUUGGACCCGCAGUCGAUGCCGUUGGAAGAGUGGCGGGCGACCGGUAUGACGAGACGACGGAGAUGGACGAGGAGGAUAUACCAAGGUGAGGAUGUGAGCGCGGGGAAGAAUGUAUGAUUCUGUACUUUGUAAUAUUAUUUCCUGCCAGUGUUCUGCGUGUUAUUUUUCUGGUCAGGGCGGGAGCACCGGCAAUGCAAGCGAUGCCUCCACAAGUCUGUCCCGCUGGGCUACACAGAAUGUGGCCCUCAGACUUGCCUGAUAUGGAAUAGAGGGUGAGUGCACGGAGGAGUCUCGGAGA
Molecule: messenger RNA, 1671 nt
Organism: Fomitopsis serialis
Lineage: Eukaryota; Fungi; Basidiomycota; Agaricomycetes; Polyporales; Fomitopsidaceae
Exons: 9
Coding region: 72-1490 (472 amino acids)
Biological process (GO): peroxisome organization
Cellular component (GO): peroxisomal membrane
Source: RefSeq, a predicted model, not a curated record